Messenger RNA from Mytilus trossulus (common blue mussel), 1172 nucleotides. RefSeq lists its product as uncharacterized. Lineage: Eukaryota; Metazoa; Mollusca; Bivalvia; Mytilida; Mytilidae. The coding region runs from base 46 to 777 and encodes 243 amino acids. The record is from RefSeq and is a predicted model, not a curated record. The transcript is spliced from 4 exons.
CUUGACCAUAAAAACAAAAAUAUAUUUCACCACAGUCAUAACAAUAUGAAUAGCUCAAGUAUGCAUCCUCGUACUUUCUGUAACCUCGGUUGCGUGUGUUGUGCUCAGUUAAUUGCUCAUAAUCAACCCUGUCCAUGUUGGAGACCUCCUGUAACAGUAUCAGUGGGUAUACAGACAGAUGAUGGCAUCAAUUAUGGUUACGCAUCAGAUUCCUACUUCACUAAAGGCACAGCAGCACAUUCUAUGUUACAUAGAAGUAUUCGAGAGGUUGCCAGCUGUUCAACAAAUAUUGGAGUCCACCUGAUUCAAGAUAUGUUUCCAGAAUUAAAAAAGACUCCAAGAUCAACAAAGAAACUUGCAGCCGCCAUAUCCAGCAGAAGAAGAAACAAAAGGCAGUACUUGCAACUGAAAGACAAAGCAGGCAGUCAAGGCAAAACUGUAAAAAGACUACUGAAAGACCGCAAGGAUCAAAAAUUACAACUUAAUGUGCCCAUUGGUUCACCACCAAGUAUAGAUACUACAGAAGACUUGGUGUCUUUGUCCCCAAGGCCAGCAUCGCCUUAUCCAAAUGAACAAGAUUCAUUUGAAGAGACCACUACAGUGGAAGAGACCCUCAACAUAACAACUAUAGAAGAGAGCUUCAACAUGUCACCAUUGAGCUCACCUACUAGUGACAUUCCUUUAGCACGUUUAGCAGCUAAAGACCUAUCUAUUGAAGACUGUGACACAUCAGAUGAAGAAAUGGACAAAAGGCUGAUAGACUUUGUCAGGCAUUAAAUUACAUUUGUGUAGUCCACUGACAAUGACUGAAAUCUGUAUCAAAUAGUAAAUGUAUUUAUACUUUGUACAUACAUGUAUAUAGCAUAUGAUUAUUUAUAAGCCUAGGUACUUAAUAUAUUAUAAAUUGUUGGAAUUAAAUUGAAUUAUUCAUUGAACAUUAACAUGCUUUAUUCCACAGGGGUAUACAUGUACAUGUAUUUUUUUAUUUGUGUUCAUAUGUAAGACAUUCGGAUUGUAAUAUCUUGCAUCAGUUCAAAUGUUUUUUGUCUUCUUUUCAAGAACUUUUUUAAACCAUAAUAAAUUUGAAAUUGGUCUUACUUAAGAUAAUAGUCAGAGCUGAUUAACAAAUAUUUUUCAAUUAAAUUAGUGCUAUAUCAUGAAUAUGUGCAUGC